CAAGUAUACAAGAUGGCAGUUCAUAUAUGAUGCUUUGCCUGACACGCGUCGUUUGAUGGUGCCUCAGGAUGACAAGAGGAUAUAGAAUUAUACGGGUGAAACAGAUCGCCGCGUUGGUAUUAGUCUUCGCCUGCGUGGCAACGUUAAGGAAACUCGGGUCCAGGGCACUUCUUUGGUAUGGAUGGGGAAACGAAUACACGGAUACUGUUUUGAACUUCUACACAGCUUUAUCGCAGAAAAUGUCGGUGGUCCAUUCACCGAGAUGGAAAGAGCUGAUGCUGGAUGCUGCACACAUCAACAUCAGCCAGGCAGAAAGGAUGAUGCUGCAUCUGUCGCCAACACUGCACUCCUAUAAAUGGGCUGAUUUGGAUCUUACGAACUUUCCAGAGUUCGAAUUCCUUCCAAAUUUCAAGAAUCCGUGUUGGAGGGAAUCAUAUAUUCCUCCAGUGACCUGCCCGAUCGCACCCAAUUACAAACGGAACAUGACGUCAAUACCACGCUCCAAAAUGUCUUUAAGGUGCCUCCCGUACUUCUUAAUUAUUGGUCAGCCAAAAUGUGGCACCACAGACAUAUACAGAAGAUUAAAUAUGCAUCCAGAAGUGACCUUACCUGGACCGAAGGAGUCGUUUUGGAUGGAAAGAAUUCGCUUCCGUCCCAACUGUUCAUCGAUAAACACAUAUCUGGACUAUCAACAACGAAGUGCCAAUUCCAUUGACCGGGUUUUCAGGAAGGGCGCCGCGGGAGAAGUCUACCAUCACGUGAUCACAGGCGACGGCUCUGUGGAUGUGAUGUGGGACAAUACGUUCUGGCCGAUGUUGCCGGGCAACGAGGGAUGCCGAGAGCCAUGCGUCACAAACGCCGACAUGGUCCAUCAUCUUAAUCCGAGAGCGAGCAUCAUCAUCAGUCUGAGGAAUCCCAUCGACAGGCUGUACUCCGAUUACUUGUACGAGGCCCAAUGGCUUCACUACGGAAUAUCGAAGCUGGACUUCCAUCAAGAAGUAGAGCAGGAGAUACGAGAGUUUAAUGCGUGCCUUCUUACAAACUCAGUCAGAGGAUGUGCAUAUACUGGAAGCCAUGAAAACGCCUACAGUUCAAAGGUUCGACUCAGACAGGGGCUUUAUUCGGUCCACGUUUCUGACUGGUUGAGAGUAUUUCCUCGUCAGCAACUGCACAUCAUCAAAUUUGAAGAGUAUAUGCUGGAUAUCGAAAAUCAUAUGAAAUCUCUCUUUAGGUUCUUAGAUCUACGUGAACUAACAAAGAGUGAAAUGACACCAAUAUUGGAGCUGAAACGUAGUAAUACAAGAAAAGCUGCAGCUCAAAGGGUUGGCGAAAUGCUCGCUGAAACAAGGCAAUUGCUGACAUAUUUCUAUGGACGCUAUAACAAGGAGUUGGCAAACAUACUUAGUGAUACAAAAUAUUUAUGGGACUAAUAAAAAUGUAUAUA
Haliotis rubra (blacklip abalone) is the source of this 1444-nucleotide messenger RNA. Its product is annotated as carbohydrate sulfotransferase 15-like. Gene Ontology annotation, molecular function: N-acetylgalactosamine 4-sulfate 6-O-sulfotransferase activity. The record is from RefSeq and is a predicted model, not a curated record. NCBI's taxonomy places the organism in Eukaryota, Metazoa, Mollusca, Gastropoda, Lepetellida, Haliotidae. Bases 69 to 1430 code for a protein of 453 amino acids. Gene Ontology annotation, biological process: hexose biosynthetic process. The transcript has 8 exons.